Messenger RNA from Thermothelomyces thermophilus ATCC 42464, 1986 nucleotides. RefSeq lists its product as uncharacterized. NCBI's taxonomy places the organism in Eukaryota, Fungi, Ascomycota, Sordariomycetes, Sordariales, Chaetomiaceae. Bases 368 to 1693 code for a protein of 441 amino acids. Gene Ontology annotation, cellular component: mitochondrion. Gene Ontology annotation, biological process: regulation of glucose metabolic process; protein phosphorylation. Gene Ontology annotation, molecular function: pyruvate dehydrogenase (acetyl-transferring) kinase activity. The record is from RefSeq and is a predicted model, not a curated record. The transcript has 4 exons.
CUUCCAGAGUCUUUUAGGACGAUAGCUCCUCCGGUGCUCUCCUCCAGUGCUCUUUGCGGCAGCUUGUAGCAGCCUGUACCAGACUUGAAGCUGCCAUCUGAGUCACAGCCUUGCUAUGUGACCGCCUUUAUCUCUUUCCGUGCAUAGUCUUGGCCGACGUGAUUUCCAUCGUCGCGCAUCCGCGUCAUUCAACAUCAACGCCACUUGAACUAGUCCAAGUGCUGCUGUCCUCACGCCGCAUGGCAGGGACGGUAUGCCGCGCUUCUCGGUGCACCAUGCCACGGCAACCGCCCGGCUAAUGAGGAUUGCUGGGCCGCCGGGCAUCGCAGCGCGAGCGCAGUUCUGCGAUCGAGUUACAACAACACCAAUGGCGCGGUAUUCUCAUGCUCCGAGCCCCAAAUGGCGCCCGGUGUCUGUCCUAGAUGAAUGGGUUGCACGGGAAGCCCGUCCUAUUAGUCUACGGCAGCUCAUGGUGUUCGGCCGCUCCUUGACCGAGUCCAGGCUACUCAGCUCAGCCAACUAUGUCCGGACUGAGCUGCCCACAAGAAUCGCCCACAGGAUUCGCGACAUGCAACAGCUGCCCUACGUCGUCGUCACAAACCCGCAUAUGAAUGAAGUCUAUGACUUGUACUAUACAGCUUUCGACACAUUCCGGAAAGUGAGGGAGAUUAAAACACUUGAUGACAACGACCGCUUCUGCAAAACGAUACGGUCCAUGCUGAGGGCCCAUUUGACGGUUAUUCCCAAGCUGGCAAUGGGCAUCCUCGAGUGCAACGGGCUCAUGGACGCAGCGGAGUUGGACAAGUUCAUGAACACCAUCCUCCGAUCCCGUAUCUCCCGCCGCGUCAUCGCUGAGCAGCACCUCGCCCUAACCGAAACCUUCCACGCGCCGUGGUUCUUCCCAGGCGCCAAGCUCUCCGAGACCGAAUUCAUUGGCGAAGUGUUCCUCAAGUGCAUCGCCAAGGACGUGGUCUCGCGCUGCGGCAAAGCCGUCCGCGAGAUCCUGCAGCGGGCGUACGGGCCGGACGUGCAGCUGCCCGAGAUCCACAUCGACGGCCACCUCGACGCCAACUUCCCGUACAUCCUCAGCCACCUCGAGUACAUCAUCGGCGAGCUUCUGCGGAACUCGGUCCAGGCCGUCGCCGAGCGGCACCAGCGCCGCAAGGACAAGGACCACCCCGACCCGUCCAGGCCCCCGCCGCCGAUCGAGGUGACCAUCUGCGAGAGCCAGCAGCACGUCAUCAUCCGCAUCUCGGACCAGGGCGGCGGCAUCCCGCGCGAGGUCAUGCCCUACCUGUGGUCGUUCAGCAAGGGGCCCGCGACCGGCAAGAUCCUGGCUAACCUCGGCAAGGUGCCCAAGAUGGCGGCGACGAUGCAGGAGCUGCAGCUGGAGCAGCACGGUCAGGCCCAUGAUGACCACGAGGACAAGGACAAUGAGAACCGCAGUACUUCGAUCGAGGGCGGCGAGAUUAGCAGAGACAUCAACAGCUCCCUGGCGUCGCUGUCCAGUCGGCCGCCGAAUUUGCGCCUGGGCAUGGGAUUGCCGCUGAGCAGGGUAUACGCCGAGUACUGGGCGGGGAGCCUUGCUCUGCAUAGCCUAGAGGGCUACGGGGUUGAUGCGUUUUUGCAGAUAUCCAAGCUCGGUAACAAGAACGAGCAACUGACGACGCGAGCGACUAUGGACGCUGUCUAGGAGAAGCGAAGAGAGAGCGGUAUUGGUGGCCUUUGGGUCGGUUUAUCAUGCCUUGCUGAGCGGGCAUUCCUGUACGUUUUGUCUCUGUUGUUUUGGGAAUAAUUAGGUGGUUCGGAUCAAUGACCCGAAGGUUCAGCGCCGGGAGUUCCAGUUGUUUCAAGACAGGCAGCCUUUCUCAUUAUCUGGUAUCAUGAAAGGGGCGGCUAAAUUACAUCAAUCCUAAGGUCCAAAUAAAGUGAGGACUUCCAGAAAGUAAUUGGCGAGAAGGCUGAGUCCGUCAAGGAUGGCGACUC